This is a messenger RNA of Bipolaris oryzae ATCC 44560, 1374 nucleotides long. RefSeq lists its product as uncharacterized. NCBI's taxonomy places the organism in Eukaryota, Fungi, Ascomycota, Dothideomycetes, Pleosporales, Pleosporaceae. Gene Ontology annotation, molecular function: protein binding. The transcript has a single exon. The record is from RefSeq and is a predicted model, not a curated record. The annotation marks the transcript as partial.
GAAGAGGUGGAAAAUGAUGCAGAAGAUGAAAACGAUGCUGUUGAGCCUUCCAGCCCGUCAUCCUCGAGCAUUUCAUCUUCUUCAUCGUCUCCACCAUCGCUUACUCAACGUCUACGGAACACUCACCACACAAGCUGCGUGCAAGAAGCACAACUCUCGCCAGAUGGAAGCUGCAUCUUCACCUCAGACUAUAACCGUUCUUUCUCCGUCUAUCCUGUCUCUAACGACAUCGGAUCCCACACAAGCGCUCAGAGCCUCACACCCUAUGCAUCUUUACACUCGCCUAACCCCAUCUGGGCUUUUGCUGCUAACCCACUCUUCAACUUGCAAGAUGCUAAUAGCACAACCGUGCUUGUCAGUCGUCGCGACUCUUACAUCACACUGCACAAUGCUCUAUGGGACAUCUCACGAACCUACGCCAACGAGGAAAAUCCGCCUCCAACUCCAGGACCAGUCAACAUCUCGACAUCCCUUGCUUCCUACAAAUUAAUCAACAACCUCACCGAAGCUGUCACAGCACCCAUAAGUCUAACAUACUCCCACGACGGCGCCCACUUCUUCGGCGGCACCCAGGACAAGAUCGUCAUUUUCGACCUGCAAGAAACAGACAAACCCAUCCACACAAUCGCCACCAUACCCGCUCGCCGCAACAAACUCAAAGGCGGAGGCCGCGGCUUCAAAGGAUACAUAUCCGCUCUAUCCCUCUCCCCACCCUCACCACCUUCGCGCGAUGGCCUCCUAGCAGCUGGAUCACGUACCCGCCACAUCGGCAUCUACGACCCCACCAGCGGCACCGAAGUCACCAGCUUCGCCCUCCCCGGCACAUCCAGCGGCGUCAAAUCGCGUAAUGAGAACUUGAAGGACGUCAUGGGCGAUGGUGUAUCGAGUCUCAAAUGGAGUCCCUGCGGCAACUACCUCUACGUCGCCGAGCGCAACGCAGACGUCCUGCUCAUCUACGAUGUUCGGAGUUUUUCGCUAGCGCUGGGGUACUGUGCGGGUAGACGGGCGCUGACGAAGCAGAAGCUCGGGUUUGAUGUUUGGAAUGCGGGACAGUCGCCGUAUGAUGUUGAGGGGUUUUCGCAUGAGGUUUGGGCUGGGGGGACGGAUGGGAAGGUCAGGGUGUGGAGGGAUGCGUAUGCGAAGGAAGGGACUGUGCUACCGGAUGAGGUUAUCAGUGUGGGGCAUGAGGAUGAGCCUGUUGUUGCGUCGCUCGUAUAUCCGACCGGGAGUUUGGUUGUAGCUGCGACGGGGGUUGUGCGUGUUGAGGACGAAGAAGAGGAGCAGAGGGGUGUGCAGAGAGGUGGUGGUGGUGGUGGUGGUGUGAGACCUAGGUUUCGGGAAUGGGGGAAUGUUGAUAUUUUGGCGUUGGGAUAG